AUGAUGCCUCUCCCGGAGACGAGGCCGUUCUCGAUGGCGGUGCGGACGGGCAGUUCGAGCUCGCUGCUGGCGCCAGUGCGGGAAUACGAUGCAGACGCGGUAUCGAUCCGAAGUGAGCAAGACAGCGACAGCGAGGACGACGAGCUGCAGCUGCGGGCGCGCAACAGCCGGGAGCUGCGAGCGCACGACCGGCUAGUGUUUAUGGAGGAAGACGAGACGGACCGGCUGGUGACGAACGCACGACGGCGAGAGCAGGACGGCGGUCGUCGGGGCAGCGGAUUGGCAGCCGUAGCGGUUGCGGUCGCGAAGCCGCUGCGACUGCUGGGCGUGCGACGAACGAGCGACAGCAAUGGUGGCAGCAGCCGGUCUCGCAGUCCGAGCAGCCGAACGAGCGGCCGGCCGGGCACGGCGACGAGCCUGCUGAGCGUGACGAGCGGCACGGCCGUAGGCUCGACCGACAGUCUCUUGGCCGAUGACGAGGGCCAGGCAAGUCAGAAGAAACAGCAGCAGCAGCAGCAGCAGCAGCGACGACAGCAGAGGCGACAGCGACGACACAGCAAAAAGUCGCGGCUGCUGGCCAAGGCAGACCGGGGUGAGGACGGCGAGCUGCUGUACGAGAUGGAGGAAGGCGGCAUGAAAGAAGGCAGCUCGACGGGCGACAGCAGCAGCCGGAGCCGGAGCCGGAGCUACAGUCGAAGCAGCAGUCGGAGCAGCAGUCGGAGCAGCGACGACGACCACCACGACCAGCAGCACCUGCUGCCAGCAGUCAACGGAGGAGGCGAUUUCGGCAGCAGCAGCAGCAGUCGACAGAAGCGCCAGCAGAAGCGACGACACUGUCGCGGCUGCACCUGCUGUCUGGGCUGUGGCGGCUGCUGUGGCCGCUGGGUGCUAGUGCACCUGCUAAUCGUCGUGGCUUUUGCCCUGCUGGUGCUGGGGGCCUGGAAGCUGACGCUGGACCGACGACGUCGCACGGCCGCACAGCCCACACAGACACGACCGCUCGUCAGCAACGGCACGGCCCUCUUUGCGCCGACGACGCUGCUCAUCAGCCUGGACGGCUUCCGAGCCGACUUUCUGCAGCGCGGCCUGACGCCACGGCUCAGCGCCCUCGUGCGCGAAGGCGUCUCGCCAGCCUACAUGCUGCCGUCGUUUCCGAGCGUCACCUUUCCGAACCACUACACCCUCGCCACCGGCCUCUACCCGGAGAGUCACGGGGUCGUGGGCAACACGUUCUGGGACCCGGCCCUGCAGGCCGACUUUCACUACACCGACCCAGCUCGCAGCCUCGACCCCAAGUGGUGGGCCGGCGAGCCGGUUUGGGUCACGGCCGAGCUGGCCGGCGUCACCACGGCCGUCCACAUGUGGCCCGGCAGCGAGGCCCAUAUCCUGGGCGUCGAGCCGACGUACGUCGACAAGUUCAACGGGGACGAGCCGCUGUCGAACAAGGUCGCCCGCAUCCUCGACUUUCUCGACAAGCCGGGCGAAGAGGCCAAAGUCCAUGCCAAAACAAAAGACAAAGACAAGGACAAGACCCGUCCGCAGCUCAUCGCCGCCUACGUUCCCAACGUCGAUGCCGACGGCCAUCGCUUCGGCCCCAACAGCACCGAGAUCCGCUCGACCAUUGCCGCCGUCGACGCCAUGCUGGACGACCUCUUCCGCGGCCUCGAAGCCCGCAAUCUGACCGACAUUGUCAACGUCGUCGUCGUCUCGGACCACGGCAUGGCCACCACCGACGUCAGCCGCCUCAUGCAGCUCGAGGAUCUCGUCGGUCCGGCUGGCAUGGACCGCAUCGCCCACGUCGACGGCUGGCCUCUCGUCGGCCUUCGCCCCAAAACGGACGCCGACCUGCUCGCCCUCCACGCUGACGUCCUCGCUGCCACCGCCGACAACCCCAACGUCGACGUCUACCUCCGCGACGUCGACAUGCCCGCCCGCUACCACUUUUCCCGCAACCCCCGCAUCGCCCCGCUCUGGCUCGUCCCCAAGACCGGCUGGAACAUCGUCCAGCGCGACGAGUUCGACGUCGCUGAAGCCCAGGCCGCCGGCCUCGUCUAUCAUCCCCGCGGCCUUCACGGCUACGACCACGAACACCCCCUCAUGCGUGCCAUCUUCGUCGCCCGCGGGCCCGCCUUUCCCCACGCCCCCAACAGCCGGCUGGACGUGUUUCAAAAUAUCGACGUCUACAACAUCAUCUGCGAUUCCGUCGGCCUCGAGCCCAAGCCCAACAAUGGCACCCUGCGCCUGCCCCUGGUCCCUGUCGGCCUGCACUCUGACGAUGCCACUAUACCGCCCGCUGAUCCCGUCACAGCCUACACUCUCACGACAACGGCCUCGUCUACGGCCUCCACGUCUACGCUUUCCACAUCUACGGCUUCCACAAUUAUUGCCUCCUCUUUAACCACAACAGCCUCCACAUUUACAACAGCCUCUACGUCCACCUCCGCAACAACCUCCACAUCUACAACAGCUUCCUCGUCUUCAGCUGCUAUAGCUGUAAAGCCCACCACCACCGUUGCAGAGACCACCACUGCCACUACUACAGUCUCCACACCUUCCUCCAACAGCACCACCGCCGCAGACGACGUCAAGGCUGCUGCAGACGACCUUUGGAACUGGUUCACCGACAAGAUCGAAGACGCCUGGAACAAGAUUUCUGGCAGCUCAAAGACACAAUCUUCCGGCUAA
This is a messenger RNA of Grosmannia clavigera kw1407, 2685 nucleotides long. Its product is annotated as type 1 phosphodiesterase nucleotide pyrophosphatase family protein. Bases 1 to 2685 code for a protein of 894 amino acids. The record is from RefSeq and is a predicted model, not a curated record. The transcript has 2 exons. Gene Ontology annotation, biological process: nucleoside triphosphate metabolic process. Gene Ontology annotation, molecular function: ribonucleoside triphosphate phosphatase activity; nucleoside triphosphate diphosphatase activity. NCBI's taxonomy places the organism in Eukaryota, Fungi, Ascomycota, Sordariomycetes, Ophiostomatales, Ophiostomataceae.